Micropterus dolomieu (smallmouth bass) is the source of this 2109-nucleotide messenger RNA. RefSeq names its product dipeptidyl peptidase 9-like. Lineage: Eukaryota; Metazoa; Chordata; Actinopteri; Centrarchiformes; Centrarchidae. The record is from RefSeq and is a predicted model, not a curated record. Gene Ontology annotation, molecular function: serine-type peptidase activity; dipeptidyl-peptidase activity. Gene Ontology annotation, biological process: proteolysis.
ACCUUUGACAUGUUUGUCAGCCAUUACAGCAGCUUGACCACAGCACCCUGUGUUCACAUCUACAAGCUGAACAGCUCAGACAGCGACCCGCUGCACAAAGAGCCUCAGUUCUGGGCGAGCAUGAUGGAGUCCUCUGGUGUUUCCCCCUUCGACCACAGUCCUCCAGAGAUGUUUAGCUUCACAGGGAAGUCGGGCUUCGACCUAUAUGGCAUGUUGUACAAACCAAACAAUCUGGUCCCCGGCAGGAAGCAUCCCACCGUCGUCUUUGUCUAUGGCGGUCCGCAGGUCCAGUUAGUGAAUAAUUCUUAUAAAGGAGUAAAGUACCUGCGGCUGAGCACGCUGGCGUCUCUGGGCUACGCUGUGCUGGUCAUCGAUGGCCGGGGCUCCUGUCAGCGGGGACUCAAGUUUGAAGGAGCUGUGAAGGACAAAAUGGGUCAGGUGGAGAUUGAAGACCAGGUGGAGGGUUUGCACUACGUCGCUGACAAGUACAAGUUUGUGGACCUGAGUCGUGUUGCCAUCCAUGGCUGGUCGUAUGGAGGCUUCCUCUCCCUCAUGGGCCUCAUCCACCAACCUGACAUCUUCAAGGUUGCCAUUGCAGGAGCUCCAGUAACAUUGUGGAUGGCUUAUGACACCGGCUACACAGAGCGAUAUUUGGACACACCGGAGAAAAACCAGAAGGGAUACGAGGCUUGUUCUGUCGCACUGCAUGUCGACAAACUCCCCAAUGAGCCCAACAGAUUGCUGAUCCUGCAUGGAUUUCUAGAUGAGAACGUGCACUUUUUCCACACUAACUUCCUGGUGUCUCAACUUAUCCGGGCAGGGAAGCCAUACAGCCUGCAGGUUUAUCCCAAUGAGCGACACAGCAUCCGAUGUCCAGAGUCUGGGGAACAUUAUGAGAUUACGCUGCUGCACUUCCUCCAGCAGAACCUCUGAUAAGCCUUUCUAGCCUCUCCUUGUCUCCUCACUCCCAUUCCUCCACUUAUUUAAACAUGCAUCACUUUCGCUCGAUUUUAUGUUAAAUUCAAGCUAUGCCAAACCUCAUCACACCUCAAGAGUUGUGUGCCCAUCUUAAAGGUGCGGAAGCAUUUUAGCAUCAACAGAUUAUUUCAAAAUUAAUAUUCAGAUUUUAGUAUGAUCACCACAAUUGAGACCAUCAGUGAACAAAGUCUUGUUGCCUUUACUCUGUGUUUGACAGUGGAGAGAAAUCUGCUGGACUGCUUUAAGCCUCAAAACAAGCAGAGGGCGCCAUUUGUCCAGAACAAACAGGGGUGAAGCUUUCUGAGAUUGUGGUAAUGGCAGAGGUGACACAAUUUAAAAUAAAAUUAAAAAAACACAAUGUGACAUUGAUGUUAAAAAUGCUACUCGUUGCACCUUCAACAGAACAUGUCAGCAAUGCAAAAAGUACAGAAGUGGACCUGCCGCUUUGGAAGCGAUUUCUUUCCUGUUUUGUUUUUUGUGCCAUUCCUUUUUUUUAUUGAACUCACUUUGUUUUUCUGGGAUCCAACUGAUACAAUUAUUAUUUUCCUGUGUCUGUGAAUAAACACUGGAGUAAAAUUAGUAAAAAUGUAAAGUUCUAUAGGAGCAUACAAAAAGCUCUUAAUCCCCUUUGUUGUAAACUCUGUAGUGUUUGCUUUUUGCUUUGAGCCGGUGCGCUCAUGUUAUAUCAUACAUUACUUUUCAUGUGGCAUGCCACACUUGGCAGAUCUACAAGAAAAAAGUUGCAUGCCACAUUUUUAUAGUGUGUUAUUAAACAUAUUUUAUGUAUUCAUAAAUGGAAAUAUGUAGCGCACUUGUUUGCUUUCAUUUUCUGGGGAGCUUCUUUUGCUUCUGCUGCUGAGGACUUUUGCACAAAUUAAAAUUUGCCUUGGUGCCAACAAACUGGGCCAUAAGAUUAUGUAUGGCACAACUGUUGGCGGUCUGAGGUGCCUUGCAAGAGUUUAAGAGCGCCUGCUCGUAUAGUAUAUAUCAGGGAAUCUUUCUGAGGACCUACGAUAAUGAAAUGCCUUGUUACAUGUGUGUCUGAUGAUCAUCUGUAAGAUGAGCUAUCAUGACCUGUACAUGCUUAAAUGUACUCUCAGAUAUUGAAGAAAUAAACAGAAGUGAACAAUG